Cottoperca gobio is the source of this 3325-nucleotide messenger RNA. Its product is annotated as diamine acetyltransferase 2-like. The transcript has 6 exons. The record is from RefSeq and is a predicted model, not a curated record. The coding region runs from base 2294 to 2815 and encodes 173 amino acids. Lineage: Eukaryota; Metazoa; Chordata; Actinopteri; Perciformes; Bovichtidae. Gene Ontology annotation, molecular function: N-acetyltransferase activity.
CUCUUCCCUCUGGCCUGCUGCCUGCUAUUUGUAUUGUGCUUCGUGUAUAAUUUACUUAAAUUAAACCAUAUAGAAAAGUUAUUUGAUUGUGUCGUCUCCCUCCUUGUCACCUCCUCUCGAGCCAGGUUGUGACAAAUGGGGGCUCGUCCAAAAUUUGUUUGGUGAGUUGUCUAAUAUUGAGUAGAAGACUGUUAGCAUUUAGCUAUCAGGUAAAGUCUCUGGCUUGCCUUUAGAGGAGGAGGAGAGUAUUAGAUUUGGGAGGCCUCAGUCUAUAAUUUUGGUUGUGAUUGAGAGCAGUUUGUCUGUCUAGGCAUAGGUUGGUGAAUGUUUUCCUGAGCUGCUAUUGGGGAGUUGAGGGCUGGUAAAAAAUUUGGAACCCUUAUUCCUGUUAGGCAUAAGCAAUGUGACACACUGGCUGUCUCUAUUGAUCUCUUUUUUUUAUUGUUUGUUAUUUUUGUGCAGUAAGUGGUUAGAGCAUUGCUCGGGGGCACUUCUAGGACUGUCUAGGUGAUUUUCAGCAUGCUGGAAGUUAACCGGGUUGCUGGUUUUUGUGCUUAAUCCAUCCCGCCACAAUCCUGCAUGAAGACUAGGGUUGAGUGAUUCAGUUAGUAUUGGUUAAAUAGGUAGCCAGAGGGAUUGGGUUCCAUAGUUAAAACAGCUGUUAACCCUGUUGCAUUAGUGUUUGAGGACUUGGUGUUUGUAGUUAUGGCUACUGUGGCUAACUUUGUUCAGUCUCCGUCUGAGGAACUGUUGGAUGGUUGUACAAAAGAGCAACUUUUGAAGCUUGUUGAGCAUUAUGAUGUUGGAGAAAAACAGUUAAAAAAGGAAAUUAAAGGGUCAUUGAGGGAUACUUUAACGACAAUCGGUAUUUUGCCAGCUACACUAGAGUCCAAGUGACAAUGUUGGUGAGUCUGUGGGUUCUCCUACAAUAGCUUUAAUGUUCGCGCAACAAAAAGAGCUAUUGCUGUUGCAGAUGGAGAGGGAUAAAUUGGGCCUGGAAAAGGAACGACAGUCUUUGGAAAAGGGAAGAUUGGAGUUAGAGCAGUACCGGUUAGACCUAAUUAAGUCCGGUAAUACUGAUACUAGGGAUUCAGGUGAAUACGUUUCACAAAAUUUGAAAAGGUUUGAUGUGGUGGGACACUUUUUUUCUCCCUUUUUGAACGAUUUGCCAAUGGGAGAGGGUGGCCCGAGGCUGACCAGGUAGUGAUGUUGCAAUCGGUAUUGACAGGAAAAGCCCAAGAAGCUUAUUCAGCGCUUAGUGCAGUUGAAAGCCAGAAAUAUUCUAUUGUUAAAGAUGAUGUUUUGAAAGCGUAUGAGUUGGUACCAGAGGCCUAUCUGCAACGAUUUAGGUCUGGGAGGAAGUCUGACGAGCAGUCACAUGUCGAAUUUGUAAGGGAAUUAAUUAAACAUUUCAAUAGGUGGUGUUCGGCGUUGGAAGUUACUCCUUUUGAAGAUCUGUUUGAUCUGAUGGUGCUAGAGCAGUUUAAAGAGUGUAUUGAGUGACCUUGUCAUCUCCUCAUCACUGAUUCAGCACACCUCAGCAGGCUGGGCUCAGGCUAUACAGAGACCUGCAAGAUCUUCUGUCUCUUCCCUCUGGCCUGCUGCCUGCUAUUUGUAUUGUGCUUGUGCUUUGUGUAGAAUUUACUUAAAUUAAACCAUAUAGAAAAGUUAUUUGAUUGUGUGGUCUCCCUCCUUGUCACCUCCUCUCGAGCCAGGUUGUGACUAUAUAGAUAUAUAGCAAUAUUUUACGUGUUUUGUUUGUAGCCUAAAGGACAUGAAUGAAAGUAACUUUUGGAUCAAUGUACUUGAGUAUAAAGUAGCAUACAAUGGAAAUGCUUGAGUAAAGCACAAGUACUUCAAAUCUAUAUAAGUAAUUAAGUAAAUGUAAUGGGUUACAUGUCAUCACUACUUCCUGUCAGUUGGGAGGCCAGAAGUAAAGAAAUGAAAGUUUUGACAUUUGAAAAAGGCAAAAGUAGAAGACUACGUUUAACGCUUGCGUCAACUACAACUCCCACUGAGCAUUGCGGUAAGAAACACUCCGCGAGUUUGGUUUCAAACUGUAUCAUGACGUGCUGCUAGCUAGACCAAGUAGAAGCUUUCCUCGUGUGUACUUCCAUGCGAAACGUCCAUGCCUGUUUUUGAUUUGAUUGACCAAUUUAAGUUAAUAACGUGGCUGAGUUUUUUUGUAACGUGCAGGGGUUCAGAUUUGUAGUCAGUUCAGUCAACUUCUCUCUGAGGAAGAAGAUAGUACAGCAGUUGGGAUAAAGUGUAGGCAUUAGGAGAUUAAACAAACAUGCAUUUCAAACUACGGGCUGCAACAAAAGAAGACUGCAAAGAAAUAUCGAGGAUGAUAUUGGAGUUGGCGGUUUAUGAAAAAAUGUCUGACCAGGUGAAGAUAUCUCAUGAAGAGCUCGAGCGGGACGGUUUCUGCCAGAAUCCCUUCUUUGAAUGCCUUGUUGCAGAAGUGCAUGAGGAGGAUAAAGCUAAAGAAGGAUUCACAAUGGUCGGAUACGCACUUUACUUUUACACUUAUAGUACAUGGAAGGGACGUUCAGUAUAUUUGGAGGACCUGUAUGUGAUGCCAGAAUUCAGAGGAAAAGGAAUUGGCAAGGGUUUACUGGGCAAAGUCGCUGAGAUGGGGAAGAAGGAGCAGUGUGUGCGGCUACAGUUGUCCGUGUUGGAGUGGAAUACUCCCUCUCGAGACUUCUAUGCUGCUAAAGGAGCUCUUGACCUCACCGACAACGAAGGCUGGCACUUUAUACGAUUCGACGGACAAAACCUGGACAAUUUAGCCAACGAAGCUCCUAAAGAUUAGAAAUCUGCCAAGGAAAAUGUGUAUCUUGCUUUGAAAUAAUGUGGCUGGGUGUAAGACUUCACUGUUACUGGUUCCUCAUGACCAUGUGUCGUGGUUCAACAUCAUGUUUCAUAUUUAUGCUUCACAUAGUUAUGGUUAAACUUUGUCACCUGAGUAAUUUCACUUGAGUAAAUUCAAUCCUGGUUGUAACACCACAUCAGUACAGUAGGUGGCAUAUUAAACCAACUGAAAAUGAUACAAUUAGUAUCAUUGUGUGUCUUUUCUCUGAGUGUGCAGUCAGGGAAUGCUGAGGCUAAAAGUACAUUCAGCUGUAAUUAUCUUCAAGGAGUCAAAAGAGAGGAAUAGGUGCAAACAAGCUCUGUAACCCAAAACUCCUUUAAUUUGAACAUGUGUUUGUUUUUAUUUUUGUAUUAAUAAUAUUGAGUCUCAUUGCUCAACAGCUCUGUUCAUGGAAUAUGUUGUAUAUCAUAAUCUCUUAUAAACAUUUGCAUGGUUUUGUGCAAUCAGUCA